Caenorhabditis bovis is the source of this 903-nucleotide messenger RNA. NCBI's taxonomy places the organism in Eukaryota, Metazoa, Nematoda, Chromadorea, Rhabditida, Rhabditidae. The record is from the annotation of a GenBank genome assembly.
AUGGAUAUUGAUACCAAAAUCAAAGCGUAUCGCUUCGUCGCCUAUUCGGCCGUCGUCUUCUCUGUGAUUGCCGUGCUUUCGGUUUGCAUCACUCUUCCAAUCGUCUACAAUUAUGUUCACUCUGUGCGUCGCCAAUUGCACAGCGAGGCUCUCACCUGUAAGGGAAGCAUGAAGGACGUGUGGGCUGAUGUGCACAAUCUCCGCAUUGAUUCCGCUUCGAACCGUACCGCCCGCGCCGUCCGCUAUGGACGCGACGAUCACGCCGCCGGACCAAACUUCGACAGCGGUUGCGAGGGCUGCUGCCAGCCGGGACCACAAGGAGCGCCGGGUGCGCCAGGAAAGCCGGGACGUCCAGGAAAGCCGGGAGCGCCAGGAUUCCCUGGAAAUCCAGGAAAAGCUCCACAGAAGCCGUGCGAGGAGAUCACACCGCCACCAUGCAAGCCAUGCCCACAGGGACCACCAGGAGCCCCAGGACUUCCAGGACCACAAGGAGAUCAAGGAGAGCCGGGAACGCCGGGAGCACCAGGACAAGACGCCGCGCCAGGAGAGCCGGGACCAAAGGGACCGAACGGAGCGCCAGGAAAGCCGGGAUCUCCAGGAGCGCCGGGAGAGGAGGGUCUUCCAGCCGUUUGCGAUCCAGUCCAGAAGGGAGAGCCAGGACCAACUGGAGAGCCAGGAGAGACUGGACCAGCUGGACCACCAGGACAGCCAGGAAACGACGGAGCUCCAGGUGCCCCUGGACCAAAGGGAGCCCCAGGACCAGACGGCAAGCCGGGAGCCGAUGGAAACCCAGGAGCCAAGGGACCCGUCGGACCACCAGGACAUCCAGGAGAGCGCGGUAUCUGCCCGAAGUACUGCGCCAUCGAUGGUGGAAUCUUCUUCGAGGACGGAACCCGCCGUUAA